AUGACGGCAUCCCCACGUAGAAACUUACUAGUUAACGUUCUUGUACUGGUUAAUUCCUGGCUCGGCCUGGUAAUGGCAGCAGCUUCCUCGAGUACUGGCGGUGUGCCUCCAGGGUUUCGAUUCCAUCCGACGGACGAAGAGCUGCUUCACUACUACUUGAAGAAGAAGGUGUCGUUUCAGAAGUUUGAAAUGGAUGUUAUUAGAGAGGUGGACUUGAAUAAGAUGGAGCCCUGGGACUUGCAAGAGAGAUGUAAGAUUGGAUCAUCAACUCCACAAAACGAGUGGUACUUCUUCAGUCACAAGGAUAGGAAGUACCCAACAGGAUCAAGGACAAAUAGAGCAACAAAUGCUGGGUUCUGGAAGGCAACAGGGAGAGACAAGUGCAUCAGGAACAGCUAUAAGAAGAUUGGUAUGAGAAAAACGCUUGUUUUCUACAGAGGGAGAGCUCCCCACGGCCAGAAGACUGACUGGAUCAUGCACGAGUACCGGCUUGAAGACGGUGAUGAUCCUCAAGGAAAUUCCAAUGAAGAUGGCUGGGUGGUGUGCAGGGUGUUCAAGAAGAAGAAUCUAUUCAAGUUUGGGAGUGCUGGAUCAGGUGGGUCGAGUAUGAACUCGGGUCAACAGCAUAACUGCAUGAACAGUACUUUAACCAACCACCGACCUCGUUCCUUUAUGCACAGAUCAGAAAACCAGUACCUAGCACAUCAACACCACAACAACGGCAACCAACCAAGAUUUGAGCCUGAACUAGCACUCCAUCAAUAUAAUUCCCACAUCCCAGCAUCUCAAUACUACCUUUUCCAAUCCCAACCCGGCCUUUUUCCGACAGUUCACAAGCCCCAGCUCGGCUUUGACCACUCGACCCAGUUCCCUAAUAUUAAUUCGGAGUCACCUAUAAUGGUCAAGCAGCUCAUGUCAAACCCUAGAGAUUGUGAGAGUGGAAGCGAGAGCCUCCCGUACCAGGCUGCUAAUUCAUGUGAGCUGGGCAGCUUAGAGGUGGGCACAUGUUCUGAGCCGGCGGUGGCUCAACAGAUGGUAACAGGGAGAUCAGAGGUUCAUGAGGGCAUGAACGAAUGGGCAAUGCUCGACCGCCACCUUGUCACUUCUGAUCAUGAUCAUCUCGGAAACGAAGACUCCUCCAAAGGGGGGAGAUUCGAGGAUAUAAACGCAUCAUCGUCCGUACACCAAAUCGGUCCGCUUUCGUUAGGCGGAGAGAUGGACUUUUGGGGCUAUGGCAAAUAGCCGUACGUGCAAAACGUACCGAUCAAACAGCAUCGAAGCAGACCAUUUUAAUCAAUAUGCAUGCAUGGCUCUAAAUACAAUAUAUGUCAGUUUAAAAAGAAAAAAAUCUAAGCUGAUAGUGAUUAUUGGUUUGACUUCGUU
Carya illinoinensis is the source of this 1383-nucleotide messenger RNA. Its product is annotated as protein BEARSKIN2-like. NCBI's taxonomy places the organism in Eukaryota, Viridiplantae, Streptophyta, Magnoliopsida, Fagales, Juglandaceae. Gene Ontology annotation, molecular function: DNA binding. The record is from RefSeq and is a predicted model, not a curated record. Gene Ontology annotation, biological process: regulation of DNA-templated transcription. The transcript is spliced from 4 exons. Bases 1 to 1242 code for a protein of 413 amino acids.